Molecule: messenger RNA, 2107 nt
Organism: Theobroma cacao (cacao)
Lineage: Eukaryota; Viridiplantae; Streptophyta; Magnoliopsida; Malvales; Malvaceae
Product: (+)-delta-cadinene synthase isozyme A-like
Biological process (GO): diterpenoid biosynthetic process
Molecular function (GO): terpene synthase activity; magnesium ion binding
Source: RefSeq, a predicted model, not a curated record
GAAAUCCAAUCUACAAGCAAUGCUAGAUAGAGUCUAACUUAAAUAAAGGGACAUCAAUCGGCAACUUAUAAAUACAACUAAUAAGCAUUUGGAUCACACAAAACUCUGUCUAAAAGCUAGAACACAAAGCUGUAAGCCGUAUUACACCAUUUCAAUACCACCCAUCUCCUAAGGAAAAUGUCUUCCCAAGUUUAUUCAACUCCUGCUUCAAGUCAUGAUACAAUGUCCAACAACGAAAAUCGGCAUUUGGCCAAUUUCCGUCCUAACAUUUGGGGGGAACUUUUCCUCUCUUGUCCUUCCGAAGUGAAUAUGAAUGCUACGACUCAACUACGAUUUGAAGAAUUGAAGCAAGAAGUGAGGAGCAUGUUGGCCACACCCAUGGAUAAGCCUUCCCAAAAAUUGUACUUAAUUGAUGCAGUCCAGCGCUUAGGUGUGGCUUACCAUUUUGAGAAAGAGAUUGAAGAUUCCUUAGAAAAUAUAUAUCCCAAUUGCAAUGUUGAGAGAGAUGAUGAUCUCUGCAGUACAUCAGUUCGAUUUCGAUUGCUUAGAGAGCACGGGUUUAAUGUUCAUUGCGAAUCGUUCAACAAGUUCAAAGAUGAGAAAGGAAAUUUCAAGGCAUCCUUAAUUAGUGAUGUGAGAGGCUUGCUAGAAUUGUAUGAAGCUGCACACCUGCGAGUGCAUGGAGAACAGAUACUCGAAGAAGCUCUUGCUUUCACCUCCUCUCACCUAAAGUCGGCAGAAACUAUGGUAGAGUAUCCUCUCUCGACACAAAUUAAUAAUGCGCUGAAGAGGCCCCUGCGCAAGAGCUUGCCAAGACUGGUUGCCAGGAACUACAUUUCCAUAUACGAAAGAUAUGUUACUCAAGAAGAUACUUUAUUGGAAUUUGCAAAGUUAGACUUCAAGUUGUUACAGCAUUUGCACAAGAAGGAGAUAAAAGAGGUGUACAGGUGGUGGAAAGGCUUAGAUGUUGCAAAGAAUUUUCCUUUUAUACGAGAUAGAUUGGUCGAAUGUUACUUGUGGAUGUUGGGAGUGUACUUUGAACCCCACUAUUCCCUUGCUAGAACGUUCCUGACCAAAGUAAGCGCGCUGACAUCGAUUUUGGAUGAUAUAUAUGAUGCAUAUGGCACGCGUGAAGAACUUAAAAUCUUUACAAAUGCAAUUCAGAGGUUAAUUAUUUCCAGGUGGGAUAUCAGCUGCAUAAAUCAACUUCCACACUACAUGAAAGUGUGCUAUACUGAACUUUUAAGUGUUUAUAAAGAAAUGGAAGAAUUGAUGGCCGAGCAAGGGAAAUCAUACCGUGUCCAACUUGCCAAAGAAGCGAUGAAACAACAAGUUCAAGCCUUCUAUGCUGAGGCCAAAUGGCUCCAUGAAAAUUACACGCCAAAGCUGGAAGAGUAUAUGUCUAUUGCAUCAGUAACCUGUGCUUAUCAUAUGCUUACAAUUACAUCUUUUGUUGGCAUGGAAGAUACCAUAACAAAAGAGACCUUUAUUUGGGCAUAUAAUUACCCGAAGAUUCUUAGAGCUUCAACAAUAAUUUCUAGGCUGAUGAACGAUAUUGCCAGUCACAAGUUUGAGCAAGAGAGAGGGCAUGUUGCCUCAGCCGUCGAGUGCUACAUGAAACAAUACGGCGUAUCAGAGCAAGAGGCAUACAAUGAGUUUGACAAGCAAAUUAAGAAUGCUUGGAAGGAUAUAAACCAAGAGUUCUUGAAGCCAACAGUAGUUCCAAAGCCAGCUCUUAAUCGAAUUCUCAACCUCACACGGGUAAUUGAUCUCCUUUACAAGGACGAAGAUGCGUAUACAAAUGCUGGGGAAGCAGCAAAAACUAGCAUCACAUCCUUGUUGAUUGAUCAGGUCCCAAUUUGAAUGAAAAACAGAAUCAGAGUUGCAUGAAAUAAAUCUAGUGACUGUCACUUAAAUUUAAAAAAUAAAGAUUGCCAAUGUUCGUUUUACUUCUUAGGCUUUAGCCAAGUUCAAGUGAAAAUUCCGUAGUCUUGUAAUUAGUUUUCGUUUGUGUGUGUUGUAUUGUUAUUUGAUUUUUGGUUCAUUUGUAACUUCCAUGCUUUGAUAAUUCUUAAUCUAUCUUUCCACAACUCAGUGUUUGGUUUCA